CCAAGCUGUAUUGAAUGUAUGCAUUAACUAGCUUAAGUUGGCAUUUUGUGAGUUAUGAAAGUAGUUGCUAUCUGCUAAGAGCUUCCAAGAUCUCACUCACCCCCAUGCAGCUAUAUAUCCACAUUUAUUGCCAAGUUUCCUCUAUCUUUCCUAUUGUGUCUCUGGGAUAGUGAGAAAAUGGGAAGCUGUUCUGCUUUUUUUCUGGUAGCAGCAUUGUUGGUGACUGUAGAGGUCUCCAUUGGAGUUAAAGAAGCUCAACUUGCUUAUGACUAUUACAAGCAUUCAUGUCCAAGUUUAGAAGCCAUUGUCAAGAAAGAGAUUCUGAGCAUUUCCUUCUUGGAUGCUUCAGCUCCUGCUGCUUUUCUUAGGCUUCUGUUUCAUGACUGCCAAGUCCAGGGUUGUGAUGCAUCAAUUUUGCUUGAUUAUGAUGGCUUGACCCAUGAUUCCGAAAUGGUUUCUUCAAAGAACUUUGGUGUAAGACAUCGAGAAAAGAUUCAACGUAUAAAAACUACAUUAGAAGCUGUGUGUCCCGGUCAGGUUUCUUGUGCAGACAUAAUUGCUUUAGCUGCCAGGGAAGCAGUGUCCGUCUCCGGAGGACCACAAAUUCAGAUUCCUCUUGGAAGAAAAGACUCCACCACCUGUAAUCACCAACAAGCUAACACUCAUCUUCCUUCUUCUGGAAUCACAGUCGACCAAUUACUCCCUAUCUUCAGCUCCAAAGGAAUGAACCUCUUGGAAUCAGUCGCCAUCUUAGGUGCACAUACACUAGGUGGUGGGCACUGCAUAAAUAUAGUAGACAGAUUGUAUGAUCCACAUCCAGGAGAUGAGAUGAAUGAAGGCUAUCAACAAUUACUAAAAUUGGCAUGCCCAACAAGAACUCCACUGACAAAUCUCACAGUUGUGCCUAAUGACUUGACCCCAGUGGUCUUUGAUAACCAGUACUAUAGAAAUAUCCUGAUGGGCAAAGGCUUGUUUGGUGUGGACUCAAGCCUUUCCAGAGAUCCUCGCACUGCAGCCAUUGUUCAUAAGUUUGCUUAUGAUAAAAACUACUUCUUCCAGGCAUUUUCCUCUGCAUUUGUCAAGUUAUCUUCAACAAAUGUGCUCACCAAUGCAAAGGGUGAAGUAAGGAGAAUAUGCAACCAUGUAAACAAGAGAAAUCUGUAA
Molecule: messenger RNA, 1164 nt
Organism: Pistacia vera
Lineage: Eukaryota; Viridiplantae; Streptophyta; Magnoliopsida; Sapindales; Anacardiaceae
Product: peroxidase 29-like
Exons: 3
Coding region: 178-1164 (328 amino acids)
Biological process (GO): response to oxidative stress; hydrogen peroxide catabolic process
Molecular function (GO): peroxidase activity; heme binding
Source: RefSeq, a predicted model, not a curated record